GCAGACAUCAACCAAGGAUACCCUCUCUAGUAUCUACAACCACAACAUCAAUCCUGGAAUGUCGUAACAUCUGCAUCAGAUAUCACCAACUUCCCCCUCGAGUAUAAAGAUGGACUCCGUCUUCAAUAUCGCGUCGAACUACACGCAGGAUCGGUGCGAGAAGCUCAAGCAUGGAGACGGCGAGAAUGACAGCUCUUUCUACAUCAACCUUACUUUGUCCAUGUACGCUUGAAGCUAUUUACUCGAAAUGUUCAGAGAACCCUUUGCUGACACGCUCUGCAGCUUCAUCCUUUUUGGUAUACUCGUCUCAUAUCUGCCUCAGCAUUAUAGGAUCAUUGCGCGUGGGACCUCGGAGGGUAUCUCGCCCUACUUUAUCCUUCUAGGCACCACGUCAGGGACAUGCGCUUUUGCAAAUAUCCUCACUCUCCCAGCUUCCAGGGCAGAUGUCGCGUGUUGCAAGACGAUAAGUACAUUUGAAUGUGUAGCUGGAUUGCUAGGGAUUGCACAAGUCGGUGUGCAGUGGUUCUGCUUCAGUGUGAUGUACGUACAUCCAUUCCUUCGAAAUAUUGUCUCUGCUAAUGGGAGACUCACAGUCUCUUUCUCUUCCUCGUAUUCUUCCCUCGAACCCCACCGAUUCACGACGAAGAAGAUGAACCCGUCGGCGAUCAAUACACCUGGCGCACCGCCCUAACCGUAGCCUUCGUUUGUCUCCUCCACGGUCUACUCGUAAUCAUCGUCAGCACAGCACUCUUCUACUCUCGACCGGGGACACUGGGUACAUGGGCCAAUAUACUUGGUAUAACUGCAACCAUACUUGCCACCAUACAAUACCUUCCACAAAUUUGGAUGACUUGGUUCUUGGGACAUGUUGGCAGUUUGAGUAUUCCUAUGAUGUUGAUACAAACACCCGGGAGUUUUGUUUGGGCCGGGAGCUUGGCUGCGAGGCUAGGAGUCGAGGGGUGGAGUAGUUGGGGUGUUUUCUUGGUGACGGGUUGUUUGCAGGGGUGUUUGUUGGUUAUGGGCAUUUGUUUUGAGGUCAAGGCGAGGAGGGAGAAGAAUUAUGAUGAGGUGGAAGGGGUUCGUUAUUUCCUCUCCAUACUAAUAAGCUGUCGGAUAUAUGCUAAUGAUUUAUAUAGACAAACGCGAGAUGUGUGGUUGGAUAUAUUCCAGGUCAGACUGAUGGGAUUGAAACCGAUGACGAGGGAGGUGCCGUGGUUGAGACACCUGCCAGCGAAAGGACUCCACUUCUGAAGACCAAUUCCAGGAAAUCUUCGAGAGCUCCGAUAUAGAAAGGAUAUUAGAAAAGCUCGUGGUUUGGAGAAAGAGAAUGGGUUG
Hymenoscyphus albidus is the source of this 1335-nucleotide messenger RNA. The record is from the annotation of a GenBank genome assembly. NCBI's taxonomy places the organism in Eukaryota, Fungi, Ascomycota, Leotiomycetes, Helotiales, Helotiaceae.